Symbiodinium necroappetens is the source of this 3078-nucleotide messenger RNA. NCBI's taxonomy places the organism in Eukaryota, Dinophyceae, Suessiales, Symbiodiniaceae. The record is from the annotation of a GenBank genome assembly.
AUGCCUGCAUCAUUGUGUUUGCGUGUGUUUGCUAGCGUCAGGUGCGUCUGGGCUGUGAUCAGCAACGAUCACGAGGAUAUUCCGCGGGCUUUCAGGGGGGCGCAGAGGCUUCAUGGACACCUGUCCGCUGGCCCUCAAGGCCUUCUGGUCGAGUCUGCUGUUGCUAUCUUUAACAAGAGCACCGACGAGAUCUGCCAAGAACUGUCGCAAGCUGCGACAUGCUUGGAUUCGCACGGCUUAUCAAAGAUCUUUUUCGUCUACUAUGCUGGGCAUGUGGUGUCCGAUUAUCCUGAUUUCUACUACAUUGAGCCAAUACCUGGACAAUCGAACAUAGAUCUGACAUACGCCGCUAUGAAGUCAGUGUCAAACCGCAAUCUCGAACGAGUCAAUACGACAGUGUUCCUUGAUGGAUGCGCGAGACAGGUUGCGCCGCAGGAAGAGGAAGAGACUGUUAAGUCACAUUGGACCAACACGUUCACGACACUAUGUCCUGCCUCUUUUGGGCAUGGAGUUCGGGACGGUGCGAUUUUGGUGCGAUGCUUGCAGCACUGCUGUGAGCUCAAGUUCGCCACUGUCGAUGACUUUCUCAAUGGCGUUCUAGAGCUUACCCGGCAGCUGUCUUUCGGGGGCCUCUUUGCUCGUCACAUCCAUCCGACGGAGUUGAACCCGUUGCUUGAGUUGCCAUUCCCCAAGGAGCACACUUCCGGGGGCACGUGCUUCCUUCGCUUCGCUUUGCACCUAUGGACAGACGAGUGGCUCGAGUCCGAUGACCACCAAGAGGUAGAUUUGAGCCCGCUGAUUCACACGCUUCGUGAGGUUGUAUGCCUUCUGGUGACUUGCGAUAUGUGGUCUGGAGCGGAUGCCUGGGGAGAGUUGCAAGUUUUGUCAUGCUGUCAAUCACUGGAUGACGUGCUUGCGGAACUGCAGAAUCAUGAUAGAAAGAUUCAGUGGAAGCUUCAAUGUGACUCGGUUCCAGAAUACAUCCGCAAGUAUCUCGUGGAAGCAGUCGUGGAAGCAGUUCGGGCUUGGCACAAUCAGAAUGGGAUUCUGGACGAACCCCCGGACGUGGAGGAUGUCGUCGAGCGUCUCGGCUCACUCUGUUCCCGCAUUACGAGAUGGUAUGAGUUGUUGUAUGAAGGUACACAAGAUGCGACGGGGAGGAGAUAUAGAUUUCUGAAGGUGGAGGGCGCGGUGCCGGAGCAGUUUACCGGGGCAGAAAUGCAGGAAACAGCCACCGAAGUACAGGAGGUAUGCCAAUAUUUCGGAAUCCGAGCUCAGGUUUGCUUGGUGCCUGGAAGCCUCUGGGCCAUUUUCUGUUCGGAAGAGCCUCCAAAUCCUGACCAGCGGAAAGGCUUCUGCGAGAAGUUUGGGCGAUGGGUCGAGGAGCGGCGGAAGAGCGGAGUGCGCGGUUGGUCGCGUGCGGAGCCUCCCUGUUGGAAGCCAAGCCAUGCCGUCCCCAGUCGCAUUCGCAACGUAGUUCAGAAAGUUCAGAACUUCGUUGACACCGACUCGGGCAGUGCUCCCUGCUGCAUGUGGCUCCGGGCCUGCACGCUUCGUCGACUCGUGGCCAGGAGCUGCUCGCAGAGGAACCCUGAAGAGCGAUACGAAGCAUGGAGGGUCGUGAUUUUCGAGGGGCUCUCAGAGAUUCGAGGCUCUGCAUGGCUUCAGGGUGCAGGUGACUUGCGGUGCGUGGUGCUGCGGAAUCUCUGGGAUGAGAGCUUUGGGGAGCAACUGGCAGACCUCGUUGGCGUGGCAGACCGCAGGGGCCUUCAGAUGAGACCAGAGAUUCCUGCAUUGCUCUUCCUGGCGCAGGAAGCAGGCGUUGAGUUGCAGCAAGAAGACCUCGUCCAGGUGAUGGCAUCUGGAGGGCAAGAGGUGUUGCGGUCCUACGUGAAGCAGUUCAUUCGCGAGGUGCUGUCCCAGCGACAGGAUGCGAAGCUGAAGCUUCUUGCCUCCAAGGAGGUCAUGGGCACUGAUGCUUCGGCCAUUUACGUGUUCUAUGCAGGAGACCCGGCAAUAGAAGGCGAGGGAGGUGGCAACUUCACGCAGGCUUUAUGCAGAUUUGGUCUUCCGUCUGUUCCGACACCCGCUACCGACAGCGGCCAUUCGGCCUUUGGCGUGCCGAUUUUUCUGGCUCUUCUGUGCUGCAUGGUGUGCUGCCUGGUAGGUGACAGUGCUUGUAUGUAUCGGGCACUACGAGCCAGUCACAGGCCAGCACUUCGUCCGCAAGCAGGUGGCCGGCGACAUGCCCUUGUUCUCAGCUGUGUGCGCUUCCUCGAGCGUGGCAAGGUUCAGUUUGACAUGGAAUCCCAGCGUAGCGGUGAGUCAAUGGCGAAGUUGCUGAAAGAGCUGGGGUACCAUGUUCUGCACUUCCAAGACCCAGACCAGGAGACUGUGCAGGCUGGCUUGAAAUUUAUAGCAGCCGAAUCAGACGCCGAGUCAACCACGUUCAUCUUCUAUGCAGGACCUGUGUUUCAGGAUGAAGUCGGACAGCUCAUGAGGCUUUUCAUCGAUCCUGCCCGAGGACAGCAGGUGUUUCAUUUGGGAAAGUGGAUCCUCGACUUGCAACGUAACCUUGUGCCCAGAACAUCUGGCCUCAAACCGGCAUCUGGUACAAACAUGGUGUUUGCAAUGGAUGGAUGCUCAAAAACACCACCGCCAGAGUCAACAGGUGCGGAGGCACCAAUUCCGACUCCUCCCUCAAAGAAACUUCCUUGGUAUAUGUACAAGGGGUAUAAGGGGGGUCUGUGCUGCAUUUUGUCUUGUGCGGUUUCACAACAUGACCGCAGAGAUUUCUCGGAGAGCUUGCUGGGCCACCUCCGAAUCGCUAAGUCUGCAGCCGACCUCUGUGAUGGAAUCUCGGCGGACUGCAGAAAUUCUGGAUCUCGCCCCUGGAUCAUGUCCAGUGGCGACCUCUCCGCUAUCUCGCUGGGUAACCCAUCACAUGACCCCGUGUCGUCUCUGCCGUGUGCGAGGAAGUAUCCAAGACGUUAUGGCUGUCACACUCGUCGUCUUAAUAUUCUGACGGUCAUAGCCGCUUGUUUGCCACUGCUUGGCCUUGGCUGCUUGCGCGUUUAA